Lucilia sericata (common green bottle fly) is the source of this 7344-nucleotide messenger RNA. RefSeq lists its product as uncharacterized. Lineage: Eukaryota; Metazoa; Arthropoda; Insecta; Diptera; Calliphoridae. Gene Ontology annotation, biological process: regulation of transcription by RNA polymerase II. The transcript has 20 exons. Gene Ontology annotation, cellular component: nucleus. The coding region runs from base 439 to 7227 and encodes 2262 amino acids. The record is from RefSeq and is a predicted model, not a curated record. Gene Ontology annotation, molecular function: RNA polymerase II cis-regulatory region sequence-specific DNA binding; DNA-binding transcription factor activity; zinc ion binding.
GAAAAUGUAAACAAGUUGUUCACUAGAAUAUAAACGGCUAACGAAAAACAAUGAACGACAGAGGAUUUUUUAAAUUUAAUUAAAAAUUAACAAAGUUUUGUUUUUAUUAUACAUACAUAUUUAAAAACAAAUAUUUCUGAAUGAUAAGGGACUCUCUCGAGAUAGCAACAAAUUUAAUUUUAGCAACAAUGCUAAAGUUAGUCGUCCGCGGUUGUGUUGCCAAUUGUAAAUAAUCGGCUUUUACAAUUUAUUGUUGUUGCAAAUAACUGUCAAUUUUAUUUAUUAUUUGUUGUUGUCUAUUUGUUUUGUAAACAAUUGUAUAUAUACAAACUGUACGUUUUUUAGUUAUUUAUAGGAAAAAAACUGUAAAUUUUUAAGAAUUCUAUGAAAAUUGAAUGAAACAAUUAUAUCCUAAUUAUUUAUAAGUUUUCGCACAAAAUGACUACUCAAGAUCCAUUAGAAAGUCAACAACAUUGUCGUACUUGUUAUAAUUCAAAAAGUAAUUUACAAUUACUAAAAUCUCUGCCAGAAUCCUGGACAAGCCGAAAUGAACCUAAAACCUAUGCCGAAUUAUUAACAGAAGUUUGUCAAAUAGAUUUUAUGGAAGCAGUUUCUCCCUUAGACCUUUGGCCGCAAUAUAUUUGCUUAACGUGUUGUGAAAAACUUAAAUCUGCUUAUGAUUUUAUACAACAAACGCAUACAAUUAAUAAAUAUUUAAAAACACUUGCUGGUCAAUUACAAACUAAACAGAAUCACUUUAUAGAAAUACCUGAAUUGAAUAUUCCUUUGGAAAUUAAAAUGGAAACAGACAAUGAUGUGGAGAUAGCAGUAAAUGUAGCGGUAUUACAGAAUAAUCCCUUGGAAAGGAAAGAAGAAACUGUUGAAACCGAAACUGUAGCAAUUAAAGACAGUCUCUUGGAAAGGGUAGAAGCUGUUAAGUGCGAAACAGUUGCCUUCACAGACAAAGACUGUGAAGAUAGUACAAACAAUAGAAAUGAGAACUUUAGAGAUAAGAAUGAAAAUAAUACAACACCAGGCCUAGAAAUUAAUAAUAAUAACAUCGAAUUCCAAUGCGAUAAAUGCAAAAUAAUAUUUCCAAAUGCCUUAAAAUUAAAACGCCAUAAAUACAAACAUUGUCCUCAUUGCGAUUUAUUUUUUAAAAAAUCCUCUAGUUUAAAAUACCACAUAUCGACUAGGCAUACAGCCGAGAAUAAUGCAAAUAUUUUAAAAGAAAAAAAAUUUAUCUGCAAAAAAUGUUUGUAUAAGUUUAAAACUUCUGGACAAUUAGGUCAUCACAAUUAUCGUUUUCACAUGCCAUCAGAAUGUAUAUUUCUUUGUUCGCAAUGUGGUCACACGUUUGAAGAAUCCGACGAAUUUAAAAAGCAUAUGCUAGACGAACAUAAUAAAAAUGUGCUGGUACGGAAUAUAUUUAAACUGUCCUGUAAUAAAUGUGAUUUUAAGGCCUUAGGUCGAUAUCAUUUAAAUAAGCAUAAUCAUAAAAUGCAUAAAGAUCAAUAUCCUUAUAAAAGUUCUUUGCCAGAAUGGCACUUAAAAACUGUACACACUCCUAGUAAAAAAGUUGAAAUAGCUAAAAAAGAUAAACCCAAAAUAGUGAAUGACAUCAAUACAGCUGUGCCCUGUAAUGAAUGCGGGAAAAUAUUUCAUAAUUUACGGAAAUUGACACGACACCAGCGUCAUGCUCAUGUGCCGGACGAAAAGAAGUUCGUUUGUCAUAUGUGUGGACAAAAAUUUGGACGAUCUGAUCAUUUUCGUAGACAUAUGCGUAAUUUACAUCAAACGGAUGUAAGUGUUUUAGAGCCAAAGCGUCAAAUACGCCUGAAGGAUAAUCGCUUCGCAUGCGAUAAAUGUGAUCGCAGCUAUACGAGACGUUGUCAAAAAUUAGAAAAAGAACAAUGUCGAGCGUGUUAUAAUUCCACCAAAGGUUUAAGAUACCUAACAAGUCUAACCAAAUGUUCGGGCGAGGAUCAACAGCAAAAAUCCUAUGCUGAACUACUAAAGGAAGUGGCCAAUAUAAAUAUAAGGGAGGAUUUUUAUAAAGAGCAAAUGCCCCAUUCAAUAUGUGAAAUUUGUGUACGCAGACUAAAAGCUGCAUAUACUUUUAUACAACAAACCCAGGAAGUUAAUGAACGUUUGCUAGCCAUUGCCGAGCAAUUGGAAACUGAUAAACAGCUUAAGUGUUUACAAGAGCCACCGGUAGAUAUAGUUGUUACGGAUACUAUUAAAGCAGAAAAAGAAGAGGAAAUGGACUAUUUGGGACAGAUCGAACCGGAAUGUUUUGUAGAAUUAAAGGUAGAGGAACCGGAGCAUAAAAUGGCCAUAGAUAACUGCAGUGAAGAUGUUUUAAGUUUGAAAAAGGACAAGGAAACUUUAAAAGAAGACCUUAGUUUAACUUUAAGGGAAGAUAAACGUCCUCUUUCGGCAGAAUCUGAUAAUGAAAAUGUUAAAACAAGAGACCAGGUUGAUACCAAAAAUGAUUCUAAAGACAGUAGUGAGUUUUCUAAUGAUGAUAAAAGUGUCAACAACUCAGAUUCAGAUUGGAAAGAUGACAAAGUUGCUGUUGAGAAUACAAAAGUUAAAAAGAAAACCCGCACAAAAUGCAAAAAAUCCUCCUAUAAUCCCGAUGAUGAUAUUGCUGUACCCUGUGAAGAAUGCAAUAAGAUAUUUAACAAUUCCAAAGCUUUGGCCCGACACAAACGCAAUACACACAUACCGGAAGAACAAAAAUGUACCUGUCCACUGUGUGGCCGUAGAUUUUCACGUUCUUGUAAUAUGUAUAAACACAUGCGUACAUUUCAUGGUCCCGAUUCAGUUCCUCUAAUACGUAAACCUUCCACUAAAGAACGACAGUUUCAGUGUGAUAAAUGUGAACGAAAUUAUACUAAAAAGAGUCAUUUGAACUUACAUAUAAAAGAAAAACACAGCAAUAAUGAAGAGGGGACAGAAAAGCAAACAUCGACUAGUGAGGAAACUGCGCAGGCUACUGGAGAAGAUUCUGUUAAAAAGGAUAAACCUAAAAAGAGAUAUGAAGUACGUUCCUUAUGUUCCAUAUGCGGUUCUUCAUUUGCCAGUCGUACUCAUUUGGUAGUACAUAUGCGCCGUCACACAGGAGAGCGUCCCUUUAAAUGUGAUCUCUGUGAUCGCGCCUAUCCGCGUCCCUCGGAACUCGUGUGUCAUCGACGUAUACAUACCGGCGAAAAACCGUUUAAAUGUAAGAUUUGUGAUAAAGCUUUUCGUGUCUGGAGUAAAAUGAGCAAUCAUAUGCGUUCCCAUACGGAUAUAAGACCCUAUAAGUGUACACAGUGUGAGCGAAGUUUUAAAUAUUCCAAAGAUUUAAAUAUUCACUUUCGUAUACAUACGGGAGAGCGUCCCUAUAAGUGCAAUGUUUGCGGCAGUACAUUUACUCAAAGUAAUACAUUAAAAGCUCAUCGUUCAAAAUUGGGCCAUAUGGAUGAGGUGGUCGUCAAUAAGGAGCCAGUAGUUUGCAUUCUCAACAUUCGCUCCCAAACAACAAAAUAUAAUAAAAAGAAAAAAAUGAAUACCACUGAACAAUUAGAAAAGCAACAAUGUCGUACAUGUUACAAUGCCACCAAAGGCUUAAAACCUCUGACAGAUCUGACCAAAUGUGGUGGUGGCAGUCAACAGAUAUCCUAUGCUGAACUGCUGGCUGAUAUUUCCAAUAUAAAUAUAAUGGACGAUUUUUACAAUGAAUUGCCACAAUUCAUAUGCGAGACCUGUCAACGGAAAUUGAAAGCAGCCCAGGCAUUUAUACAGCAAACCCAUGAGGUGAAUGAACGUUUAAUAGCAAUGCUGAGUAAUCAAAAGGAUACAUCCGCUGUAGAAUUCACAUGUUUGGAGGAGGCUCCGGUGCAAGUUAAAAUGGAAUUUGAGGACAGCUUGCCAGAAGUAGAACCUGAACCACAAUGGCAUGAUGAACUGAAAGAUGAUGGUGACGAAAUUCCUGCUGGUUUAGUGAGCGGUGUGAGAGAGGGCAAUGAUAGCGGGGACUUUGUUAAAAAAGAAGAUGAUAAAUCUAUAAAUAAUUUAAAAACAAACAAAGAUUCACUAAAUCAAGAAAGCGAAAGCAACAAUGAAAACGAAAAAGAUUGUGAAGAAAAGCAAUCAGAUAAUAUUGAAACACAAGAGGAGGAAAUAAAGAAAAAUAAUGAAGAAAACCCUCUUGAAACAACCACAAGUGAUGAGGAUGAUGUGGCUGUUGCCUGUAAAAAAUGUGAUAAAGUAUUUAAUAAUUCCAAAGCCUUAACAAGGCAUUUACGCACCACCCACAUACCAGAUGAUCAAAAAUGUUCGUGUCCAAUAUGUUUUAGAAAAUUCACAAGAGCCUGCAGUAUGUAUACACAUAUGCGUACAUUUCAUGGUUCCAAUACUGUGCCCUUCGUACGAAAACCCUUAACCCAGGAUAGGAUGUUUCAGUGUGAAAAAUGUCCCAAAAAUUAUACACAAAAGAAAUAUCUUGAUGUUCAUGUCAAAACUAAACACACACAAGAUAAUGAGCAGAAGGAGGAAAACAAGGAAAUACUGCCAAAAAUAUACCAUAAACCUUUGUGUUCCAUUUGCGGCAGUUCAUUUCCCAAUAAAACUCAUCUAAUGGUACACAUGCGUCGUCAUACGGGUGAGCGUCCAUUUAAAUGUGAUCUCUGUGAACGUGCCUUUCCCCGUCUGGUAGAGUUGACUUAUCAUCGACGCAUUCAUACGGGUGAAAAACCAUUUGAGUGUAAAAUUUGUGGUAAAACUUUUCGUGUUUCCAGCAAAAUGACCACACAUAUGCGUUCACAUACGGAUAUACGACCCUAUAAAUGUUCACAAUGUGAACGCAGUUUUAAAUAUUCCAAAGAUUUAAAUAUACACUUUCGUAUACACACUGGUGAGCGCCCUUAUAGUUGCAAUGUUUGCGGCAACACUUUCACCCAGAGUAAUAGCCUUAAAACUCAUCGUGCCAAAUUGGGUCACAUGGAAAAAAACAAUGAAAUUUUGAAGCAUCAAAUGAGAGAUAUCAAAAAUCAAAAUACUUUAGUGCUAAAUGUUUUAAGCGAAAAUACUGAUGCUAUAGAAAAGUCAUUAAAUAAAAAUCCUAGAUUUUUAAAAAUAUUUCCGAUAAGUACUAUAGAACAAUUAAAUGAAAUAGAAGAGAAUAUUAAUGAACAAAAUGAAAAGGAUUAUAUUUCUUCCAUAAGAGCAAUAGCUGGUCAACGUGGCCUAAAAAAAGGUCUAUCCGAUAUAAUGACGCCCAAACUUUUGGUAGAAUUUAAUGUUGAUGGCAGUCAUAAUAAACAGCGUCUUUUAAAUUACACCAAAUUUGUUAAUGUUUUGUUUCAUGGUACUUAUGAUGAAAAUUGUACUGAAAAGUCGUUUAAAUGUCAUUUAAGAGAUGCUUUAAAAUUAGUUAAAAAUCGUUAUUUUAAAGAAAAAUGUGUAUCUAAGGAUAAGAAUGAUAAUGUAGCCAAGGAAAUUGCAGCUUCUAAAUUGCAAAACGAACAAAAUAACAUGGAAAAAUUGGAAAAGCAACAGUGUCGUGCAUGUUACAAUGCCAAUAAAGGUCUUAAGCUCCUAACCAAAUGUAUUGGCGGUCUGCAAAAGAAAUCCUAUGCAGAACUCUUAAGGGAGGUGUCCAAUAUAAAUAUAAUGGAUGAAGCUUACAAAGAAUUGCCACAAUUUAUAUGCGACAGCUGUUCACGCAAACUAAAAGCCUCACAUGCAUUCAUACAACAAACCCAUGAAGUCAAUGAACGUUUAAUGACCAUGUUAAUGGGACGAGAUGAGACAAAUAAUCAAUUGGAUUGUCUGCAGGAGGCUCAGGUGGAUAUACAGUCUUGUUUGGAAAUAAAAAUGGAACAUGAUGAGGCUGGGGCUGAGGCGAAAACUGAAGAACCUUGUUCUGUUGAACUAAAGCUCGAGGAGCCGGAAGAUUUUACGCAAAUUAAUCACUUAAAUGUUCAGGAAUUGUGUGAAAAAAAGGAUGGUGAUGAGGAAAAUGAUACGGUGGAAAUAGUAACUUUAAAAGAAACAAAUGAAGCAAAAACUAACUUAAAUGGUCCUGAACAUCAAGUUAAUGAGGAUAUAUUGAAUGUGGAUACAACAAAGGAGGAUGAUAUAACCCUUUUAAAUACAAAACCUAUAACGGAUUUAUUCCUAGAUGACGAAGAGGAUGACGAUGAUGGCGCCGGCGAUAAAGAUAGCGAUACUGAUGAUGAGGAUUAUCAAGACGACCCAACAGAUGAUAUGGACUGGCAAAAAGAGCAAAAAUCCAACAGCUCAAAUAGUAAAAAAGAUGAUAAAAAGAAAAUUACGAAAAAAUCGAGAAAAUCUGAAGAAACCACCGAAGAUGAUGAUGUGGCCGUGCCCUGUAGUCAGUGCAAUAAAAUAUUUAAUAAUUCCAAAGCUCUAGCUCGACAUCAACGCACUAGUCACAUACCUGAAGAUCAAAAAUGUACUUGUCCAUUGUGUUUUCGUAAAUUUUCCCGCUCCUGCAAUAUGUAUACACACAUGCGUACCUUUCAUGGUCCCGAUACAGUGCCGCUCAUACGUAAACCCUCAACACAAGAAAGAAUCUUUCAGUGUGACAAAUGUCCUAGGAAUUAUACAAAAAAGAAACAUCUUAAUAUACACAUAAAAAAUAAACACAGUCAAGAGAAUGAGAUUAAAGAAACUAAUGCAGAAAAUUCUACAGAAGAGCUAAAGGAAACUAGUGAAGAAUCACCUGUCAAACCCAAUAAACCGAAAAGAUACGAAGUACGCUCUUUGUGCUCCAUUUGUGGCAGCUCAUUUUCCAGUAAAACUCAUCUCAUAGUGCAUAUGCGACGACAUACGGGCGAACGACCUUUUAAAUGUGAUCUCUGCGAUCGUGCCUAUCCUCGCAUCUCCGAAUUAACCUGCCAUCGACGCAUACAUACGGGUGAAAAACCUUUUGCCUGUAAAAUAUGCGGUAAAACUUUUCGUGUUUCCAGUAAAAUGACCACCCACAUGCGUUCACAUACCGAUAUACGACCCUAUAAAUGUACACAAUGUGAACGUAGCUUUAAAUACUCCAAAGAUUUAAGUAUACAUUUUCGUAUACAUACGGGCGAAAGGCCGUAUUGUUGUAAUGUUUGUGGCAGCACAUUUACGCAAAGUAAUACUCUAAAAGCUCAUCGUGUUAAGUUAGGUCAUAUGGAUAAUGUUGUGGAAAACAGUGCAACUAAUUUAGUUUAGAAUUAAGUUAAUUAGUUUACAGUACAGUAAGUUAAGAAUUAUAAAAUUUUCUUUUUAUUUAUUAAACAAACUUAAAACUAGAAUGUACAUAUAAAAUAAAUUAAAUUUAACAUCAAA